AUGCUGGGCGUCUGGUGGGGAGUUCAUGGAAUCUACCGUUGCGAACAGGUGCCGGACAACACAACAGUUACUGCUGAGUUCAACCGUGCUCAACUGCAAAGACUGGCCAACAAGAUCCGCAAGGAGCUCCCGAAGCUCGACAACGUUCGCCUGCUGCACGCGCCCUCACAUUGCGAAGAAGACUUCCCAGAGAACUCUGGAGCUCGGAUGGGAAGUUGUACCGCACCCACUGCCUGGCCUGGCAGUGGACCUGGCUCCGAGCGACUACCACUUCUUCCGAUCGCUUCAGCAUCACGUGGAAGAGAAGCGCUACGAUGA
This is a messenger RNA of Necator americanus (New World hookworm), 318 nucleotides long. RefSeq lists its product as uncharacterized. The transcript has a single exon. Bases 1 to 318 code for a protein of 105 amino acids. Lineage: Eukaryota; Metazoa; Nematoda; Chromadorea; Rhabditida; Ancylostomatidae. The record is from RefSeq and is a predicted model, not a curated record. Gene Ontology annotation, molecular function: nucleic acid binding.